AUGGAGUUCCUUUUCUCAUUUCUAGUGGGUAUUUCUGUCCUUUCUAGCUUCAUUUUUGUUUUCCUUAGGAACUCUCGAUGCCGGAGGUUAAGGCUGCCUCCGGGAAAUCUCGGGUUGCCACUUAUAGGGGAGACUCUGCAGCUGAUCUCAGCCUACAAGACUGAGAAUCCCGAGCCGUUCAUCGACGAGAGGGUGAACCGGUUCGGGCCCAUAUUCACCACCCACGUGUUCGGCGAGCCGACGGUGUUCUCGUCCGACCCAGAGACGAACCGGUUCAUCUUGCAGAACGAAGGGAAGCUGUUCGAGUGUAGCUACCCGAGCUCCAUAUCCAACCUUUUGGGGAAGCACUCGUUGCUGCUCAUGAAGGGCAGCCUCCAUAAGCGAAUGCACUCUCUCACUAUGAGCUUCGCCAACUCUUCGAUUAUAAGAGACCAUCUGUUGGACGAUAUAGACCGGUUGAUCCGGCUCAAUAUGGAUUCCUGGACCGACCGGGUCUUUCUCAUGGAGGAGGCCAAGAAGAUAACUUUUGAGCUAGCAGUGAAGCAGCUAAUGAGCUUUGAUCCAGGUGAAUGGACCGAGGGUUUAAGGAAAGAGUACGUCCUACUAAUUGAAGGCUUCUUCAGCGUUCCUUUGCCUCUCUUUUCCACCACCUACCGCAGGGCCAUUAAAGCUAGGACGAAGGUGGCAGAGGCGUUGAGGUUGAUAGUGAGGCAGAGGAGGGAAGAGAGUGAGGCAGGGGAGAGAAAAGAGGACAUGUUGGGUGCUCUUUUGGGUGGAGACAACGCAUUCUCCGACGAGGAGAUUGUGGAUUUCUUGCUUGCUUUGCUGGUCGCCGGCUACGAAACCACCUCAACAAUCAUGACACUUGCCGUCAAGUUCUUAACUGAGACACCUCUGGCCCAGGCUCAACUCAAGGAGGAGCAUGACCAAAUUAGGGCAAAAAAGAAGUCGUCAGAGACUCUGGAGUGGAGUGAUUAUAAGUCAAUGCCAUUCACUCAAUGCGUUGUCAACGAGACAUUGCGAGUUGCAAAUAUAAUUAGCGGGGUGUUUAGGCGGGCAAUGACAGACGUCCACAUCAAAGGCUAUACAAUUCCAAAAGGGUGGAAGGUUUUUGCAUCAUUUCGUGCUGUACAUCUAGACCAAGAUCAUUUCAAGGACGCUCGCACUUUUAAUCCGUGGAGGUGGCAGAACAAUUCAGGAGCAAGCACAAGCCCAGCAAAUGUGUUCACACCGUUUGGAGGAGGGCCUAGGCUUUGCCCUGGUUAUGAGCUUGCUAGAGUAGAACUCUCAGUUUUCCUUCACCACUUAAUCACCCGUUUCAGUUGGGUUCCUGCCGAGGACGAUAAGUUGGUGUUCUUUCCAACCACAAGGACGCAGAAGAGGUACCCUAUCAAUGUGCAGCGCAGGAAUUAUGGGUUUGGGCCACCAUGUAAACAGUAA
Prunus armeniaca (apricot) is the source of this 1440-nucleotide messenger RNA. The record is from the annotation of a GenBank genome assembly. Lineage: Eukaryota; Viridiplantae; Streptophyta; Magnoliopsida; Rosales; Rosaceae.